Molecule: messenger RNA, 2765 nt
Organism: Scheffersomyces coipomensis
Lineage: Eukaryota; Fungi; Ascomycota; Pichiomycetes; Serinales; Debaryomycetaceae
Product: RNA-binding RNA processing protein
Exons: 1
Coding region: 141-2291 (716 amino acids)
Biological process (GO): endonucleolytic cleavage in 5'-ETS of tricistronic rRNA transcript (SSU-rRNA, 5.8S rRNA, LSU-rRNA); endonucleolytic cleavage to generate mature 5'-end of SSU-rRNA from (SSU-rRNA, 5.8S rRNA, LSU-rRNA); endonucleolytic cleavage in ITS1 to separate SSU-rRNA from 5.8S rRNA and LSU-rRNA from tricistronic rRNA transcript (SSU-rRNA, 5.8S rRNA, LSU-rRNA)
Cellular component (GO): 90S preribosome; nucleolus; preribosome, small subunit precursor
Molecular function (GO): RNA binding
Source: RefSeq, a predicted model, not a curated record
GAAAUUUCUCCGUAUAAAUCAUUCACGUGACACAACCCCUGCAUAUAAACUCAUCUUGAAAAUUAAAUAUUUAAAAUAUUUAUUUAAGUUGAUAUUUACAUACUAAAUAAGAUAUAAACCAAUAAUUGAUAAUUCAAACAAUGGCAGUCAAAGAGAAAAAGGUCAGAGGAAGAAGAGCUCAAAAGAAAGAAACUUCUUCUAAUGAUAUAGAAGGUGAAGUUUUCAAAGUCUCCAAUGGUGAUGGUAGAGAUGAGGAUGAAGAAGAUCAAGAAAAUGGUAAAUCAAAUGAUUCAACUAUGAAAUCAACUUUCUUUGGAUUAGUUGAUUCUAAUGAAUUAGAUUAUUUCAAACAAGCUGAAUCCACUUUAAAUAUAAAUGCGUUUGAAAGUGACGAAGAAAGAAUUGGUUUUAUCAGAUCAGUGCUUGAAGAAGCUAAGGGAAAGGAAUUAAAAUUAGUUACCAAUCAAAUCUGUUCAAAAUUAAUGGAGAGAUUAAUCUUAUCAUCUAACGAUAAACAAGUGAAGAGAAUGUUUAAUCUGUUUUUAACUCAUUUCGUCGCAUUGGCUCAUCAUAAAUAUUCAUCUCAUGUAUUGGAAACCUUAUUUGUGAGAGCAGCAGCUUUAAUUGAAAAAGAGUUGAUUCAAGAUGAUCAGUUUAAGAAUGAGGAAGAUGAAGAAGAAGAGGAAGAUGAUGAUGACGAACAAAUACAAUCCACCAUGGAAGAAUUAUUCAUUAAAAUGAUAAAUGAAUUCAAACCACAUUUUUCAGCUAUGAUAGAUCAUCAAUAUUCAUCCCAUACCUUAAGAUUAAUUAUAUUGAUUGUAUCAGGUAAAGAAUUGCCAUCAACCACCACAUCAAAUUCAACUUUAAGAUCUAAGAAAUCCAAGAUUGCUCGUAAAAUGAUUGAAAUCAAAGAUAAUGAUGAUUUCAAUAAAUCAUUUCAAGUCCCACCAUCUUUCAAAUCUGAGUUAAGAUCAAUUUGUCAACAAGUUAGAUAUAAUCAAGACACUAGAAAGAUGAGAGAGUUUGCCGCUCAUAAAGUUGCCUCCCCUGUAUUACAAUUAUUAAUUCAAGUUGAAGGUAUCGUUGAUAAAGAAAGAGAAGUAUGGCAUUUAUUAUUCAAUAAAGAAAAUGCUGAUAAAGAUCCUCAAGAAGAAGCAUUUAUGGAAUAUUUGUUAAGUGAAUCUGUCGGAUCUCAUUUCUUAGAAGCAGUGGUUAAGAAUGAUGGGGUUAGAUUGAAAUAUAUUGAAAGAUUAUACAAAUUAUACAUGAAGGAUAGAAUCCUUAAAUUGGUUAAUAGAUCUACUUCAGGAGCUUAUAUUAUUCAAGCCUUAUUAUUCAAAUUAAAGCCAGUUGAAGUGGAACAUAUUCUUGAUAUAAUCAUCCCUGAAUUAUCCAAUUUAAUCAAUAAUAACUUAGAUUUAGGAAUUAAAAUCAUUGAAGCAUCUAAAUCAAGAUCUGGUUAUAGAAAAGAUGAAAUUAUUGAACAAUUAUUCUUAAAAUUCGCUCCAAAUUACAACAUCCAAGAUCCACAAAUGAAUACCAGUAGUGAAUUCUUAGAAAAUACUUUACAAUUGGCUUCAUCCACCUUAGGUAAUACCAAGGAUGAUUGGCCAACAGCCGAAGAAAGAAGAAGAUCAUUAUUCGUUCAAAAAUUAAUGGAAUACGAUUAUAAAUUCAUAAUAUGUGUAUGGUAUAAUUUCUUUGCCUUAUCUGUUGAAAGAUUUAUUCAAAUGUGUUUCCAUGGUGUAUUUAAUCACAUCAUUGAAAAAUCAUUAGUGGUUGAAAAGGAUGAACCAAAACCAAUUUUAAUCCUUAGAAAAAGACUAAUGAAUUUAUUCCAAAAUGAGAUUGUUAAAUUAAGUUGUAAUUCAUAUGGAUCUCAUAUUGUGGAUAAAUUAUGGGAUUUCACCAUCUUUUUACCAAUAUAUAAAGAUAAAAUUGCUACUGAAUUAUUUAAAAAUUCCAAAGUGGUUAAAGAAAGUACUUAUGGUAGAUUAGUAUGGAAAAAUUGGUCGAUGGAAUUAUUUGCCAGAAAGAAGUAUGAUUGGAAAACAUUAAUUAAACAACAAGAACAAGAAUUUAUUGGGGAAGAUGGUGAAAGAGUUAAGAAACCAAUCGAAUUAAAAUUAGAGAAAUUGGCUCAAGAAAAGAAAUAUAAGGAAGAACAAGCUCAAAGAGAAGCUAAUCAAGCAUAUUAUAAAUCUUCCGGUCAUGGUAAACAUGCUUUAGAUGAUCAAGAAGAAUCUUCAUUUGAAAAGAAACAAAAACUUAGAGGUCGUAGAAGAUAGAUAAAAUAGUAAGUAAAAAUAUGUACAUUAAAAUAAUAUAAUCUAGUAACUUUUUUGUAUUUACAGGAAAAGGUGAACAUGAUGAUUAAGAAUCAUCACUGUCAAUGGUAUUUAUAUGAUAUAAUUGUAAAACAUCUUUUGCAACUUCAGUUGGACUAUCAACCAUAGGAUCUAUACCAGAUUGAUUCUUAGGGAAUGCAAUAACAUCUCUUAAAUUAGUAGUACCAGCUAAUAUCGCCACUAAACGAUCAAACCCUAAGGCCAAACCGGCAUGAGGAGGACAUCCCAUACUUAAAGCUUUUAAAAGAUGACCGAAUUUUUGGUCAUAAUUAUUGAUAUUUAAGAUUUGUUUAAAGAUAUAAGUUUGUAAUGCUGGAUCAUGAACUCUUCGAGAACCACCACCUACUUCACAACCAUUCAUGACGAGAUCAUAAUGUUCUCCUCUAACUUUUAUAGGGUCCGACAGUAAUAAAU